UAGCGCUGUGUGUCUGACAAGAGCCCUGCAGAAUGUAAACGGACAACGGUGCGUACUGCGUAGGAGCUCGCAGACAGUGAAUUGAGGCGUGGAUGUUGUGAUUGUGGGAAAGGCUUGCGGCUUACAGACAUUAUUACAAGCUGUGUUAAGUGUGUAAAUACGUUCAAUCAUGAAUUCAUAUGAUGAACAGUUUCAAAACCAAUACGGUUACAACGUGGGUGACGUAAAUUUCGAAGUGCAAGAUCAGCUCCAGUUCCAAACAUUCCCAGAGAGUUAUGACAGCGGUGAACGCAACGAUGCAGCCGCGAAAGAUAUGUACUUCGACCCCACAGCAUCUCAAAAUUUUUACAGUCAAGAAUCGUAUACUGGGCAGAGAUUUCAGAAAUCUUGGAACAACGCCGAAGAUGAAGAAGAACCGCCUUUGCUGGAAGAACUUGGUAUUGACCCUACUCGUAUAAUGGAAAAAACAGUGGCUGCAUUGAACCCAUUUCAUCGUUAUGGACCUACGGAUGAUGCUGCCUUUUUGCUACAGGAUCCUGACCUGGCUGGGCCACUAGCAUUUUGUAUUAUAAUGGCAGUUUCGCUUCUCGUCACUGGCGGAAAAGCUCAUUUUGGAUACAUUUAUGGCAUAGCAGUGUCGAGUUGCAUCUUGAUGUACUGCUUAUUGAACCUAAUGGCAGCCAAAACAAAUAUACCAUUUCCAUUUGUAGCUUCAGUACUGGGAUAUUGCUUACUUCCAGUACUAACGAUACCAUUCAUUGGUUUAUUUGGAAACACUGUUGGUAUUUUAAUAGCUACAUUGGCAGUUAUAUACAGUAGUCUAUCAGCAUCACGUUUGUUCGUUACUAUACUUGGAGACCAGGAUCAGAGAGCCUUAAUUGCUUAUCCCUGUGCACUCGUUUAUGGUGCUUUUGCACUUAUAAUAAUUUUUUAGGUGUUGUGUGCAACAUUGACAUGUGAGUAUUGAGUAAUGAGAGUCUGUGCAAAAUGUUUCAAUAAUAUGUACUAAACUCAUAAUAAAAUUUCUAAUAUUCUUCCUUA
This is a messenger RNA of Schistocerca americana (American grasshopper), 1041 nucleotides long. RefSeq names its product protein YIPF5 (gene Yip1d1). Gene Ontology annotation, biological process: endoplasmic reticulum to Golgi vesicle-mediated transport; vesicle fusion with Golgi apparatus. Lineage: Eukaryota; Metazoa; Arthropoda; Insecta; Orthoptera; Acrididae. Gene Ontology annotation, cellular component: trans-Golgi network. The transcript has a single exon. The record is from RefSeq and is a predicted model, not a curated record. The coding region runs from base 170 to 934 and encodes 254 amino acids.